Molecule: messenger RNA, 1922 nt
Organism: Suillus subaureus
Lineage: Eukaryota; Fungi; Basidiomycota; Agaricomycetes; Boletales; Suillaceae
Exons: 5
Coding region: 308-1837 (509 amino acids)
Molecular function (GO): protein binding
Source: RefSeq, a predicted model, not a curated record
CAGCGGUGGACUACCGACGGAGAGAUGAUCGAAGGCGUUUGGACUGGGUCAUAGCAAGACGGUGUGGUCGCUCUCGUGGUCAUCCAGCGGAAGUCAAAUUGCCAGCGGGUCUGAAGAUAGAACAAUUUUGAUUCGAAAUGCAGAAAGUGGGGAAGUCGAGGUAGGCCCGAUCGAUGCGAAACAAGGCUGGUUGUGGAGUCUUGCAUAUUCACCUUCGGGUGAGAGAAUUGCAUCAGGCGGGGACAAGAAAACAAUUUGCAUCUGGGACACCAAGACCGGCGAGCUCAUUGUUGGCCCAAUCCAGGACAUGGGGAACUCUGUAACAUCAUUGGUGUGGUCGUCAGACAGCACAAAGCUUUAUUCCGCAUCCGACGAAUUCCCACGUGUUUUCAACAGUGAAACAGGCGAACUACUCCAUCGCUUUGAGCAUGACCAUAUCGAUGCAUCCGACGAAUUCGCACGUGUUUUCAGCAGCAACAACGCAUCCGAUGUACGUGCUUUCAACAGUAGAUGCACAUCCGACGAGCACCGCACACCACGUUUGGGACAUUCUUUUGAUCGAUUCCGCACAGCGCGUUUUGGGGAUCCACCACCUUCAGGACAUUCUUUUGCAAUUUAUUCAUACGACAGACCGAAAGUAUAUCAUCAUAACAUCCUGAAUUCCGUUGCACUUUCACCCACACACGAUAUCUUGGCGUGUGUGGGCGCCAAUGGCGUUGCGCAGUUUUGGGACACUGUGUCCCACCAGCAACUUGGCCAGCCAUUGCAUAAGAAUCACAAAUUCACCCUCCGCUGCGUGUCAUUCUCUCGAGACGGGAGAUACGUAGCAUAUGGCGGAUACGAUAAGAAACUUACUCUGCGGAUGCUCAAAGACAUAGCUCCUCAGCUUCUACCAAAUAGAAGACAAAGCACACAACAGGUAACUCGGCCCAACUCCCCAUUAUCAUCUUGUCUCGACGCUGAUGCUACGGGAGGUGGUGGCUUCAUUGAGGAGGCGCGCGAUGACCCGUACUAUCACUUCUUCCAACAACCUCCUCCAUCGCCAUCGCCUGGUUUCCGUCUUCCCCUUUUGUUUUCGACCCGCCGCCUCUGGAAUGUCAUCUCUCGACGCUGCCCGCCGCCGGACGAGUCCGUUCCACAAGAAUGCUCCAAGCGUGGUUUCUUCAGUCGUCGCGCUCGCUCAAACUUGUCCCAGGAGGUCGCAACUAUUAAACCCGAUCAACAAGUGCUAGAAAGUAAAAGGGAAGAAGGGGAUGGCGAACAACGUGAAACCUGCGGUUUCACACAUGAUUCGCCCAGCGCCAGAAAGGAUGAAGGUAAACAGCGAGAUGAUCCUCCCGACAAUGCGCAGAGCCCACCAUCUGCUGAUCGUACUCCCCCCGCCCAACCGGAUAGCAAAGAUAGUCGAUGCCUCCGGGAACGGUUAAUACACGCUCAAGGCAAAUAUCUUGCAUUCGGUUUCCUGCGUUCCAGCACUCCAUCUGCAAAUGCGCCCAAACAAAUACUGCGCAAUCACCGGUACUGGAAUUCCAGUUCAUAUCCUUUAGGGUCUUCCAGAUAUACUGUCGAUGUUGCUGCUUGCCGCGAUGAAGAUAGAUACGGCAUUGCGCCUGAAACUGACGAGGAAGCAGCUGCAGCCAUGCUACGCACAAAUAAUGACGUAGCCGACAGUUCAACACGGCCAGGUCAACCCGUGGUGGUGGCACAAGUGUCUCAAGGACAGCUCACACAAACACAAGCCUCAACGAGUGGGCCAGGAGAGAUCGUCUAUGAAGGAGUAAGCUGCUGCGGAUUUUUCUGUGGCUACGUUCGUCGUUCCAACCCACGUCAGUCAUGAGUUCAUUUGUUAAGGCACUCUCUAACAUUGAUCAAUCACUUAUUUCUUUUAUGUACAUUGUAUAUGGACGACAUAUCUCAUACCC